This is a messenger RNA of Glycine soja, 6197 nucleotides long. Its product is annotated as brefeldin A-inhibited guanine nucleotide-exchange protein 5-like. The coding region runs from base 348 to 5696 and encodes 1782 amino acids. NCBI's taxonomy places the organism in Eukaryota, Viridiplantae, Streptophyta, Magnoliopsida, Fabales, Fabaceae. The record is from RefSeq and is a predicted model, not a curated record. Gene Ontology annotation, molecular function: guanyl-nucleotide exchange factor activity. Gene Ontology annotation, biological process: regulation of ARF protein signal transduction. Gene Ontology annotation, cellular component: trans-Golgi network. The transcript is spliced from 33 exons.
UCUAAAAUCUUCAGCUUGGGGAAACAUUAGAAUAGUUUAGUUUUGUUUUGGCUCUGCGUGACCAAAACAGACAUAAAUACAUUUAAGACAGAUCUACGCCCUUCUUUCUCUCCAUUUUCUCAGAUCUCUCUCUCACUCUUCCCAGCUUCAAUUAUCCCUCUCCUCCGGCAUCCAAUUUCGUCGCCGCCGGACAACACACAUUCCCCGUUACAAUACGAUCUCGUUUCCGAUUUGGGAUGAUCUUCAAUUUUGAUUCGCCCGCAUUCCGUUUCCGAAUUCCACACCGUCCGUGACCUGAACGCGCGCGGCCGUAGCGCAAUUUGGUCGCCGCCAGAGAGUGAGACAAAAUGGCCGGAGGUGCCGCCGGGGGUUUCGUCACUCGAGCGUUCGAUUCUAUUCUCAAGGAGUGUUCUUCUGUCAAGAAGUUUCCCGAACUUCAGAAAGCUAUUCAGAAUUACACAGAUAUAACGAAACAGGCCAGCCAGAAAAAGCAGAGUGAGGUCAAUCAAGCUGCACCUUCAGCUGAAUCUGGGAGCACGAAUGAAACUGAAGGUGGAGCGGCAACUAGGACAGAAGCAGAUCAGUUCCAGAAGGCUGAGCAUGCUUCAGAUGACAGGCCUAAGAUUGGAAACAUUAAUGUUGUUUUGGCUAGUGCUGGGAAUACUCUUGAAGGAGCUGAUGCAGAGCUUGUUUUAAAUCCUCUUCGUCUUGCGUUUGAGACUAAGAACUUGAAAAUCCUUGAAUCUGCUUUGGAUUGUCUUCAUAAACUUAUUGCGUAUGACCAUUUGGAGGGAGAUCCUGGGUUAGAGGGUGGUAAAAAUGUCCCAUUGUUUACAGACAUUCUAAACAUGGCUUGCAGUUGUGUUGACAAUUCAUCACCUGACAGUACUAUUCUCCAAGUGCUGAAGGUUCUUCUUACUGCUGUGGCUUCUACUAAAUUCAGAGUACAUGGCGAACCUUUACUGGGAGUUAUCAGAGUAUGCUACAAUAUUGCUCUGAAUAGCAAGAGUCCUAUAAACCAAGCAACGUCGAAGGCAAUGUUGACACAGAUGAUCAGCAUCACUUUCAGGAGAAUGGAAACUGAUCCAGUCGAAGCGUCAUCUGCUUCCAGUGGGCAUACAAUUUCAAAGGCAGCUUCAGCAGAGAAUUUAAACUCAAAAUCUGAUGAAUCUUCAACGGGAGACUCAAAUGAAAAAGAAAUGACUUUGGGUGAUGCACUUAGUCAAGCCAAGGAUGCAUCUCCAACAUCUCUUGAGGAACUUCAGAAUCUUGCUGGAGGUGCUGAUAUAAAGGGCUUAGAAGCGGUACUGGACAAGGCAGUGCAUACUGAAGAUGGUAAAAAGAUAACACGUGGGAUUGAUUUGGAGAGCAUGAGUAUAGUACAACGUGAUGCUUUGUUGGUAUUCCGCACUCUUUGCAAGAUGGGUAUGAAGGAAGAUAAUGAUGAAGUUACAACGAAGACGAGGAUAUUGUCGCUUGAGCUUCUUCAGGGUUUGUUGGAGGGAGUCAGCCACUCAUUUACAAAGAACUUCCAUUUUAUUGAUUCAGUGAAGGCAUAUCUUUCAUAUGCAUUGUUACGAGCUUCAGUUUCACAAUCCCCUGUCAUAUUUCAGUAUGCAACUGGAAUAUUUUUGGUGCUGUUAUUGCGAUUCAGGGAGAGUCUCAAAGGUGAAAUAGGCAUCUUCUUUCCAUUGAUUGUUCUUAGACCACUGGAUGGAUUAGAAUUUCCUGUCAACCAAAAACUUAGUGUUCUUCGGAUGUUAGAGAAAGUAUGUAAGGAUCCACAGAUGCUUGUUGACAUCUUUGUGAAUUAUGAUUGUGAUCUUGAGGCACCAAACUUGUUUGAACGAAUGGUUACUACUCUGUCCAAAAUAGCUCAAGGAACUCAAAAUACCGAUCCAAAUUCAGCUGCUCUUUCUCAAACAGCUUCAGUUAAAGGCUCAUCACUUCAAGGUCUUGUGAGUGUGCUUAAAUCACUAGUUGAUUGGGAGCAAUCACAUAGGGAGUUGGAAAAGUUAAAGAAUAAUCAGCAAGAAGGGAUUUCAGCUGGAGAUUCUUCUGAAAUAAGAUCUAGGGAAGAUGUAACCAGUGACUUUGAGAAGGCUAAGGCUCAUAAAUCCACAUUGGAGGCAGCCAUUGCUGAGUUCAACAGAAAACCAAUGAAGGGGGUGGAAUAUCUAAUAUCAAUUAAGUUGGUGGAAAACACACCUGCUUCAGUUGCUCAAUUUUUGAAAAACACACCCAAUUUGGACAAGGCUACAAUUGGUGACUAUUUAGGUCAACAUGAAGAAUUUCCCCUUGCUGUGAUGCAUGCUUAUGUAGAUUCCAUGAAAUUUUCUGGAUUUAAAUUUGAUACUGCAAUCAGGGAGUUUCUUAAAGGGUUCCGACUUCCUGGAGAAGCUCAAAAGAUAGACCGAAUCAUGGAAAAGUUUGCAGAGAGAUACUGUGCAGACAAUCCUGGCCUUUUUAAAAAUGCAGAUACAGCUUAUGUUCUAGCUUAUGCUGUUAUUAUGUUAAAUACUGAUGCUCAUAACCCAAUGGUGUGGCCCAAGAUGUCCAAGUCGGAUUUUGUUCGCAUGAAUGCCAGGGAUGAUCCGGAUGAGUGUGCUCCUAAAGAGCUACUAGAAGAGAUCUAUGAUUCCAUUGUCAAAGAGGAGAUUAAAAUGAAAGAUGACACAUCUUUAAUUGGAAAAAGCAGCAGACAGAAGCCAGAGGGUGAAGAAGGACGCCUUGUCAGUAUUCUUAACCUGGCACUCCCAAAAAGGAAGUCAUCCGGAGAUGCCAAGUCUGAAAGUGAGGCCAUCAUUAAGAAAACACAAGCUAUAUUCAGGAAUAAAGGGGUGAAAAGAGGAGUUUUCUACACUGCCCAGCAGAUUGAACUUGUAAGGCCCAUGGUUGAAGCCGUUGGAUGGCCUUUGCUUGCUACUUUUUCUGUAACUAUGGAGGAAGGUGAUAAUAAGCCUCGUGUUGUUUUGUUGAUGGAGGGAUUUAAAGCUGGCAUACAUAUUACGUUUGUGCUUGGAAUGGAUACCAUGCGAUAUGCAUUUCUAACAUCUCUUGUCAGGUUUACUUUCUUGCAUGCCCCCAAGGAAAUGCGCAGUAAAAAUGUGGAAGCUUUGCGUACACUGUUGGUUCUAUGUGACUCAGACAUGAACGCUCUUCAAGAUACAUGGAAUGCAGUUCUGGAAUGUGUUUCUCGCCUCGAAUUUAUAACAUCAACUCCUUCAAUUUCUGUCACUGUUAUGCAUGGGUCAAACCAAAUCUCCAAGGAUGCUGUUGUUCAAUCUCUGAAAGAAUUAGCUGCAAAACCUGCAGAACAAGUUUUCAUGAAUAGUGUUAAACUACCUAGUGAUUCAGUUGUGGAAUUCUUCACUGCUCUCUGUGGUGUAUCAGCUGAAGAGCUAAAACAAACUCCAGCUCGUGUCUUCAGCUUGCAGAAGCUUGUUGAAAUUAGUUAUUACAAUAUGGCUCGAAUACGAAUGGUCUGGGCUAGAAUCUGGUCUGUCCUAGCAAAUCACUUUAUAUCAGCAGGGAGUCAUCAUGAUGAGAAAAUUGCUAUGUAUGCCAUAGAUUCUCUAAGACAACUUAGUAUGAAGUAUUUGGAGCGUGCUGAACUGGCCAAUUUCUCUUUCCAAAAUGAUAUUCUUAAACCAUUUGUUGUUCUUAUGCGGAAUAGUCAAAGUGAAUCCAAAAGGAGGCUAAUUGUUGACUGCAUUGUCCAGAUGAUAAAAUCUAAGGUUGGAAGCAUAAAGUCUGGGUGGCGUAGUGUAUUUAUGAUUUUUACAGCUUCUGCAGAUGAUGAAUUGGAAUCAAUUGUCGAGAGUGCAUUUGAAAAUGUUGAGCAGGUCAUCUUAGAACACUUUGAUCAAGUAGUGGGAGACUGUUUCAUGGAUUGCGUGAAUUGUCUGAUCAGGUUUGCCAACAAUAAAACUUCACAUCGUAUUAGCUUGAAGGCUAUUGCACUCCUGCGGAUCUGUGAGGACCGUCUGGCAGAGGGUCUUAUUCCUGGAGGUACUUUAAUGCCUAUUGAUGCUACUUUGGAUGCAACUUUCGAUGUAACGGAGCAUUAUUGGUUCCCAAUGCUGGCUGGUUUAUCUGAUCUAACAUCAGAUCAAAGGCAAGAGGUCAGAAGUUGUGCACUUGAAGUCUUGUUUGAUUUACUGAAUGAAAGAGGUAGCAAGUUCUCCACAGCAUUUUGGGAGAGUAUAUUCCAUCGCGUUCUGUUUCCAAUUUUUGAUCAUGUGAGACAUGCUGGGAAAGAGGGCUUUAUUUCUCCUGAUGAUGAUUGGUUUCGUGAAACAAGCAUACAUUCACUUCAGCUUCUAUGCAACCUUUUCAACACAUUCUAUAAGGAGGUUUGUUUUAUGUUGCCUCCACUACUGGGUCUGUUGUUAGAUUGUGCCAAAAAGACAGAUCAAACAGUGGUCUCAAUAUCUCUUGGUGCUUUGGUGCAUCUCAUUGAAGUUGGUGGACACCAAUUCAGUGAAAGUGACUGGGACACACUACUUAAAAGCAUAAGAGAUGCUUCGUAUACUACACAACCUCUAGAACUGCUUAAUGUGUUAAGUUUUGAAAACCUGAGGAACCAUGGAAGCAUUAUUAGUGAUUCUGAAGGCAACGCAGGUGACAGUGGGACCACAAGGUCUAUUGACAAUGAGGUAAUUGGUGACCGUCAACUUGAUGUCAAUAGUAAUGGGAAAUUGUCUCCACUGGCAUCCUCAAAUACAAAUGCUGAUGGAGUGGAAGAUUCUAUAUCACAGACAAAUGUAGAUCAGUCUGAAGGCCUUCCAUCUCCAUCAGGAAGAACUCCCAAAGCUGCAGAUGGAGAAGGUUUCCAGCGGAGCCAAACCUUAGGUCAACGGAUUAUGGGAAAUAUGGAAAAUCUCUUCCUUCGAAAUCUCACAAAAUCUAAAAGCCAUAUAUCUGAUGCUUCUCAAUCAUCUUCUCCAAUUAAGGUUGCUGAUGCUGUAGAGCCUGAUACCAAGAAUGAGGAGAGUCCUUUGCUGGUAACUGUCAGGGGAAAGUGCAUUACACAGUUAUUGCUUCUUGGUGCAAUUGAUGGUAUUCAGAAGAAAUACUGGACAAAAUUAAAAUCCCAACAGAAGGUUUCUAUAAUGGACAUUUUGCUGUCUUUGUUGGAGUUUGCUGCUUCAUAUAACUCAUCCACCAAUCUUAGAACUCGUAUGCACCAAAUUCCUGAUGAAAGGCCACCAAUAAAUCUUCUUCGCCAGGAAUUAGCUGGUACUGGCAUAUAUCUGGACAUCUUACAAAAAGCAACUUAUGGUUUUGAAACAAAAAAAGAAAAAAGUCCAGAGUCUGUUGGAUUUCAAGAUGUGGACUCUACAGAAGUUAAUGGCUUGAGUAUUACUCAAGAUUCUGAUUCAGAAGUGAAAUUUGAAAGGUUAGCUGAGGAGAAACUGGUGUCUUUCUGUGAACAGGUGCUCAGGGAGGCAUCCGACCUCCAGUCAAUUACUGGAGAAACCACUAACAUGGAUAUUCAUCGUGUCUUGGAACUGCGCGCUCCCAUCAUUGUUAAGGUGCUUCAAAGCAUGUGUUUUAUGAACAAUAAGAUUUUCAGAAGACAUCUAAGAGAAUUCUACCCCUUGCUAACAAAACUUGUUUGCUGUGACCAGAUGGAUGUUCGGGGAGCUCUUGGUGAUUUAUUCCAGGCACAACUAAAACCUCUUUUACCAUAACCGUCGUAUAAUGCCGCUGAUAAUCCUGUGUGAUCAGAUGGACGUUCGGGGAGCUCUUGGUGAUUUAUGCCAAGCACAACUGAAAGCUCUUUUACCAUAACUGUCUUAUAAUGCCGUUGUUAGGAUUCUCAGAUAUAAACUCCAGGGUAUUGCCGUUGUCAGUUUUAGCUGGCUUGGAAAGAAGAAAUAUGGUGGCAUUUUUUUGUAUUAAUCUUUUUAUGGAAAUUUUGUGAUUGUACUAACAGUUUUGUAGAAAAGAAAUAGAAAUGUAAUUUGGUUUCAUCUGACCUCCCAAUAUUUGUUUGCACUUGACUCAAUUUGUUUGUGCAGUAUUUGGACAAUAGGUGAAAGCUCUGAUUGAGGUUUCGAAUCAGUCUUUUGUUGUAUGAUAACAGAUGUAUACCAUGUGAAACCCUUGUCUUUCAUGAGAAGGAAUAUCAACUAUUUGCUAUUCAUAAUGUAUACUAGAAAAAAAAAAAGUAGCAGUUAUCCCCCUUUUCC